AUGACUGGCGGCAAAGACGCACCGACGAAAGCAACAGCUCACUCAGACAUUGCAAAUGCCGUCACGAACGACGAUAUCGUCGGCGAAUGUUCGAGUAUAAACGCUGCUACACAGGAUACGGGUGUAGUCGCUGGGACAAUCACACAGCUUAGAAAGACUGCUUGGGAGAAUCCUCUACUUACUGCGGCCACGGUAGUUACUGGAACUGGGCUUCUUGUUGUUGCUGCUCCCGCAAUUGUCACAGCUCCGCUCAUAAGCCUUGCUAGCGCGGCAGGCUUUACGUCGGGAGGAAUAGCGGCCACUUCUGCUGCAACGACCGUUCAUGCAAGCAUUGGGAAUGUUGCCGCUGGCAGCAUUUUUGCAACAUUGCAGAGUGCUGCCGCUGGAGGAUACGGAGUGGGUGUGCUGACUGGCGCAGCUCAGACUGCUGGAGGCGCUGUAGCUGGUGCUGGCGGACUCGGUGGGAUUCUAGCUUAUCUUAAGAAGAAGGGCAAGUCGCAGCCAGAGUCCAUCGAUGAGAAAAAGGAUCAAUAG
Messenger RNA from Trichoderma breve, 534 nucleotides. Its product is annotated as interferon-induced 6-16 family domain-containing protein. The transcript is spliced from 2 exons. Gene Ontology annotation, cellular component: membrane. The record is from RefSeq and is a predicted model, not a curated record. NCBI's taxonomy places the organism in Eukaryota, Fungi, Ascomycota, Sordariomycetes, Hypocreales, Hypocreaceae. The coding region runs from base 1 to 534 and encodes 177 amino acids.